AUGGUACACCAUUGUUGCAGCAAGCAGAAGGUCAAAAAAGGUCUAUGGUCUCCCGAGGAAGACGAGAAGCUCAUCAAACACAUCUCCACCCAUGGCCAUGGCUGCUGGAGUUCUGUCCCCAAGCUAGCCGGUUUGGUGAGAUGCGGAAAGAGUUGUAGACUGAGAUGGAUAAAUUACUUAAGGCCAGAUUUAAAAAGAGGAUCAUUUACGGAGCUCGAGGAAAUGAUGAUCAUCGAGUUUCAUAAGAUUUUGGGAAACCGAUGGGCUCAGAUUGCUAAACACUUGCCUGGAAGAACAGAUAACGAAAUCAAGAAUUAUUGGAAUUCUUGGAUUAAAAAGAAGCUUAUUGCUCGAGGACUAGAUCCAAAUACCCAUAAGCCCACCAAGGAGAUAAAUGGAGCUUCAUCGACUAUUGACCAUGUGAAUAUGAUGAUCAAUGAAAUAGUUCCAUUCGUGAUCUCAUCUGAUAAUCACAUCUCGAAGGCGACAACAACUAUUUAUAAGGAUCACGAUAAAUUUGGACAUUUUGGCGAUGAAGAUGUAAGAUUGAUGGAUAAUUUGGCGAAGCAAUGUGUAAAUGGAAAUGGAGGAGAAGUGAAAGCUUAUGAACAUGAUUAUGAUUAUCUUCAUGGUUCUAACUUGGAUUUGGAUAGAUUUAUGGGGUAUGAAACAUUAAUGUAUAAUACUAGUUUGAUGAGUCCUAUUGAUGAUCAUAUAUCUUGGGAUUAA
Messenger RNA from Impatiens glandulifera, 729 nucleotides. Its product is annotated as transcription factor MYB61-like. Lineage: Eukaryota; Viridiplantae; Streptophyta; Magnoliopsida; Ericales; Balsaminaceae. The transcript is spliced from 2 exons. The coding region runs from base 1 to 729 and encodes 242 amino acids. The record is from RefSeq and is a predicted model, not a curated record.